This is a messenger RNA of Ilex paraguariensis (yerba mate), 270 nucleotides long. The record is from the annotation of a GenBank genome assembly. Lineage: Eukaryota; Viridiplantae; Streptophyta; Magnoliopsida; Aquifoliales; Aquifoliaceae.
AUGUAUGACUCAAAGGUUUUGAUGGAUACGUUGGGAAAGGGGCCAUUGGAGAUGAUCAAGGAGGUUGAAAUGAUUCAAAGGGACAUUUGGGCUUAUACAAAUCAGAUCCCAACCUUACUCUUUCAAUUGACGAGACGAACAACAAACCAACUUGCAAAUCUGAUUGCCAAGCAAGCAAGUAGAGGUUUGAUGACUCCAUCUUGGGUUGUAACCCCAACAGGCAAGAUUCUAGAGGUACUCCACAUAGAAGCUAGAGAGGGCAUGGGAUAG